This is a messenger RNA of Closterium sp. NIES-67, 2111 nucleotides long. Lineage: Eukaryota; Viridiplantae; Streptophyta; Zygnematophyceae; Desmidiales; Closteriaceae. The record is from the annotation of a GenBank genome assembly.
AACCUCGCACCACAAUCUCGCCACUCCUUCCUUCACUUCUCCCACCCAUUCCCCUCGCUCCUCCCUGCCCUGUCCGUCCCACGCGCGCGUGUGCCGACUGUUAUCUCUCAUCGCACCGCGCAUGCUGCUACCGCCCCGGCUCGCUUUGUCCCGCAUGCACAUUCCACGCUCCGCUCUCGCGCCCCUCUCAACCGCGCAUCAACCCCUCCCGCCCCUCCCGCUCCCGUGCGUCUCUGUCCGCCAUGCGCCAUGCCCGCGCAUCCCCGCCCUGCCCACCUGCGCCACCCUCCGCGCGCUCCUCGCGCCGUUUGCAUUCGUCGCGACGCAGCGAGCGGCGCGAGGGAUCGUGGCGAAUGGCUCGGCAGCGGUGAGGGAGAUGAGCCUCUCCGCCGCCCGCCACGUGCUCGCUGCGCGCCGAUGCGAGUCUGCUUCGCCGCACUGCGGAAUAGGGGAGUGGGGUCGCGGUGAGGGGGGGGGACACAGGGCGAUGGGGUGGCGAGGCGGAAGACGCGGAGCGGCGGGGCGGAAGAUGGUGACGUGUGGGGUUGGGAGGGAGGGGGGGGAGAAGAGAGGAGGAGGAGAGAGAGAGGAAGGGGUGGAAAUAGAGGAGGAGAGUGAGAAUGAGGAGGGGAAGAGAGAGUGGUGGGAGGAGGAAUUCAGUGAGUUGGCGGAGGGGGAGAAGCGGGGGCAAGAGGGCGGAGGGGAAGGGGGGACGGUGGAGCAGGCGGGGGCGGAGGAGGCGCGGCGGGCGGCGGUGGUGGCGUACCUGGAGGGGGAGGGCGUGGCGGCGGAGCUGGUGGGCGACGUGGCGCUGCCGCUGGACGUGGGCGUGGUGCAGGAGAGAGUGGCGUUCCUCAGAUCGCUGGGACUGGACGUGGCCGAGGUGGUGGGGCGCUACCCGCCCGUGCUGUGUGGCAGCAUCACGCGCAACUACAUCCCCGUGCUGGCGCACCUGGAGAGCAUCCCCAUCCCGCGCGCGCACCUGCCCGCCUUCCUCACGUGCUACCCGCGUGUGCUCUUCUGCUCCGUGCGCAUCGACCUGCAGCCCGUGCUGCACUACCUGCUCGGCCUCGGCGUGCCGCCGCCCGCGCUUGGCUCCGUGCUGACGCGGUGCCCGCCGCUGCUGGGGCUGCGGCCGGAGGGCAGCAUGAGCACGAGCGUGGCGUACCUGGUGGGCAUCGGCGUGGACAUGAGGGCCAUUGGCGCCAUGGUGGUGCAGCUGCCGCAGCUGCUGGCCAUGCGCGCCGCCACCACCAUCCGCCCCAAGGCCGCCUUCCUCGCUCACGCCCUCGCCAUGCCGCUGCCGCACGUGGCUCGCCUGCUGCAGGCGCGCCCGCAGCUGCUGGCGCUGGACCUGAACCACCAGCUGCAUCCCGCCCUCGCUGCGCUGCAUGGUGCCGGGCUGUCCGUGCCGCAGAUGCGUGCCGCUGUCACCGCCUUCCCGCACCUGCUCGCCCUGCCCCUAGCCAACCUGCUGCCCCCCACCCUCCUCUGGCUCUCCUCGCACGCCCACCUGCCGCCCGCCUCCCUGGCAGGCGUGCUGGCAGGGCUGCCGCAGGUGGUGCUGGCGGACAAGGCGCAGAUGGCCCUCAAGCUGCAGGCGCUGCAGCAGCAUGGGUUCUCGCAGCAGCAGGUAGCGGCCGUGGUGGCAGGCUGCCCGCAGGUGCUGGGGCAGCGAGUGGAGACCAUUGGCAGGAAGCUCGCCCUGCUGCUGCUGCACAGGGCACACGCCGACGUGGUGGCCUUCCCACCCUGCCUUGCAUGCAAGGCGGAGGUGCUGAAGGAGAGGCUGGGAGCGGCACAAGCUGCUGGGGUGAGGGGCUCACUAGAGUGGCUGCUUGACUGCUCUGACACCACCUUCCAAGAACAUUUGAGAACUGAGCUUGUACCAUUGCCACCUCCUGUGGAGGUGGUCAUGCAAGAGUAUGAUUAAAGAUGCUGGAGCAUUCCAAUGUUGUGGUUGAAGUGCGGGCAUGUAAUCGUUCUUCAGGGAUACAUGUCGAUCUCAAGAAAGGCCUUUGAGUUACGUGCUUCAUGUUGUUUAGUACAGCAUUGUCUUCCCCAGGUAGGCAUGUCCUGCUCAGGGCCCAAAAUUGGUUUUAGGCCACCCU